This is a messenger RNA of Arabidopsis arenosa, 557 nucleotides long. NCBI's taxonomy places the organism in Eukaryota, Viridiplantae, Streptophyta, Magnoliopsida, Brassicales, Brassicaceae. The record is from the annotation of a GenBank genome assembly.
CUUCCAUUUAACAAAAACAAAAAGCUUCUCAAAUCUUUCAAAGGUUUCCAAAUUACGAAGGAUCUAAAUCAUAAUCACUAUUAAACCAUGAGUUAUCUGAACAAAGUGUGGAUGGCAGCAUCAUUCGUAGCUGUUCAAGGAAACGCCGAUCACGGCGUUAAGUUGAAAAGCGGACUCACCUCUGCUCACCGUCUCCAACGAAGACUUUCCUCCGAUCUCCGUCCUCUCGCCGCCGCAGAUCUAACCGGCGACUCUCUCCCCUCGGAAGAAAGACGUCGUACCUCCUCUUCCGCUCCCGAUGAGUCUCUCCGCCAAGUCAUGUACCUCAACUGCUGGGCUCAAGGCUAAAUUCAGAUGGUGACUCGCUUAUGAACUCGCUGAAUCAGAUUUUUCUGAUUGCAAAGUGUAUAUAGUUUGGUUCAUCUGUGAUCGCUGAUGCAAACUCUCUUGAGUUGGAUUUUCUGGAUGCAACUGUGUAUAGUUUGGUUACAUCUCUGUGAAUAUUAGAAUGUUCUAAGAGAUCAAAGCAAGUGUUCGAAUAUAUGAGAACUCUGUUC